Molecule: messenger RNA, 688 nt
Organism: Suillus bovinus
Lineage: Eukaryota; Fungi; Basidiomycota; Agaricomycetes; Boletales; Suillaceae
Exons: 3
Coding region: 269-574 (101 amino acids)
Molecular function (GO): monooxygenase activity; iron ion binding; oxidoreductase activity, acting on paired donors, with incorporation or reduction of molecular oxygen
Source: RefSeq, a predicted model, not a curated record
GAGUGAACCUCAAAGAUAUAAUAUAAGUAGUGAAUGAACUCGUUCUUCGCCUCCGACUCGGAGUCCACAUCAUCGGCUACACAAGAUCCCCCUCAGUGAGCCCUUGCGCACAGCGGACGGUACUAACUCUGCCGACAAUGUAUGAGUUUUGAAAGGGACGGUGGCCGUGAUCCCGCUCGCUGCACUCAAUUGCUCAGUUAGCAUGUGGGAGCCUGACGCAAAGGCGUUCAAAUCUUCCCGGUGGCUCGAAUAGGACGAAGGCACGCAUAUGGCCAGAGAAACACUGCAUGGCCAUCGUUAUCUGAUGACCUUUGGUAAUGGUGCGCGGAUGCGCCUGGGGAAGCUGUUUGCGUUGACAGGCUCGGAGCUCGAGGCUGUGAUAUUCGUCCUUGUGCGAAACUUCGUGUUUGAGAUGGCAAAUGGUGCUGAGGUGCAGAUCGUGGAGAGUUUAGGGUUUUUACCAAGACCAAGGGUGUUUGGAACUACUGGGAUAUUGUGUACCCCUUCGGGUGCGCCGCUACAAGGUAUGUUUAUAUUCUGGGCUAAUUUCACUUUAGGCUCCUGCGAUGGCUGACUCAUAUACAAAAACCGGGUAUGAAUUCAAUUGCUUUCUAGGAGCACGUCCGUGUGUCUUAAUCCACCAGUUCUGUGUAUACUUAAUAUGAUUCAUGCGUGUUGGGAAUGGAGC